AUGUUAUGGUUAAUCAUCCUGGCUCAGUUAUUUCGGAAGCUCAUAUACCAACGCUAUUUGGAGAAGCAUAUGUUAAAUAUGCAAAAUGCAAUUGGUGGUUUCAAAUCUUGUGGAAUAGAACCUUUUAAUUCACAAAUAUUUCAAUAUCAGGAUUUUGCUGCAUCUGCCACUAUUGAUGGACCAUUAGUAAUUGAAAAUAACAUAAAUAACGAUUCAAGCCUUACACCAAACACAAUAGAUUAUGCUACCAUCUGCCAACCUGGUCCAAGUACUACUGACGGAUUAGAAGUAAUUUUGCCUCCUACAAUAAGUUAA
Messenger RNA from Macrosiphum euphorbiae (potato aphid), 315 nucleotides. Lineage: Eukaryota; Metazoa; Arthropoda; Insecta; Hemiptera; Aphididae. The record is from the annotation of a GenBank genome assembly.